This is a messenger RNA of Phragmites australis (common reed), 1588 nucleotides long. RefSeq names its product inositol-tetrakisphosphate 1-kinase 6-like. The coding region runs from base 615 to 1526 and encodes 303 amino acids. Gene Ontology annotation, cellular component: cytoplasm. The transcript has 9 exons. Gene Ontology annotation, molecular function: inositol-1,3,4-trisphosphate 6-kinase activity; magnesium ion binding; ATP binding. Gene Ontology annotation, biological process: inositol trisphosphate metabolic process. The record is from RefSeq and is a predicted model, not a curated record. NCBI's taxonomy places the organism in Eukaryota, Viridiplantae, Streptophyta, Magnoliopsida, Poales, Poaceae.
GGGGCGACCUGUCCGGCUGGUGCUGGAUGCCUCGGUCCUCCUAGAGCCCUCCUCCGCCAGCGUGGGAGGGGGCGGCGGUACCGGGGAUGCAGCGGCGGCGGCGGUGCUGCUGCGGCGGCUGCGCUACUCCAAUCUGGACGUGAUUGCCCGAGGAAGCUUAGCAUUUGGCUAAAGGCGCAACCUUUUCCGUGUUUUUUUGUUAGUGAUGUCCUAUACUCGAAUGCUUCCUAUAAUCUAUCUGUUUCCCUUUGAAAUUAGGAUGCUAUUUAGGGGCUCAACAUCUUGUGGUUGAUGGGAUUGCUAUUCACUGUGUUCAAGUUUAGCCCAACCAUUCAAAUGCUUGCUGUGAGUGGAUCAGUAGACUUUAAAAGAGUUCAUAAAUCGAGCAAACGAUGGCUGACUACACAUGACUAGUUUUACAGCUAAACGUGAUACUUCGAACACUGCUCCUUGAGAUAUUUAUGUACUGAGCCCACACUGCUUGCACAUUAUAACUUAAUUUCGGUCUCCUGUAUCUUUGUAAUAUUAUUUCAGUACAUUAUCAACAUGUUAAAUGGAUAGACAGCUGAUUGCAUCAUAUUGCAUUUUUUUAGGCAAUUUGCUACCCGGAGGGCAUGCUGAUUAAUAAGUCAGGCUUUCUUGAAAAGAUUGCAAGCUCGCACUCCUUUGGAUAUAUACCACUUCCUGAAAAAAGCGGGAACUGUUCUCCAAAUGAAUUAAUGCUAGAAUGGAGCAAAACAAGUUCUUGUUUUUAUGUGACUUCAAGAGUUGACAAAGUUUUAAUUUCUGAACUUCGGAAUCAGAACUGGAGAGUUCUUUCUGUAGGUAAUGAAUGUAGCAUAAAGGAUGCUGGUGUUUUAAAUGUUGGAAGGCUUCAGGAGUUGCUUCUCGCUUUGGCUACUUUAAUAAAAAGGGAAAUAGGUGGCUCAUCUGUUUUGGUGGUUGGAUAUGUAAUGAAACAAUCCCGUGAGGAAGAUUUUGCAAGGAGGGGAGCAUUCCCCAUUCAUCCUAGUAAGGACGGUCUCAUCUUUGUUCCACUCUCAUUUGAACUUCCUUUAACUCCGCAACUGCAAGAAGUUGAUAUGGUCAUACACAAAGUAACAGAUGAGAUUGUCAAGAUUGAUCCAAACUACUCCACCAGUUUUCCAAAAGGGAUUUCAUUUUCUGCAGGAAUGUCUGAAAUUAUAAGGUUUGUAGAAGAGCACCCUGAUUUUUGCAUCAUUGAUCCAUUUAAAAAUAUUUACCCACUGCUUGAUCGUCUUCAAAUCCAACAAAUUCUAGUUCGAUUGCAAGAACUUGGCACUGAAGGAAAGCAGAAACUUCGAGCACCAUAUUCUUUGAAGGUUGACAACUUUCAUGAUGGUGAAUUGCAUAAGCAAGUAGCAGCAGCUAAUUUAUCCUUCCCACUCAUCGUGAAGCCACAAGUAGCUUGUGGAGUUGCUGAUGCCCACAAUAUGGCAUUAGUUUUUCAAAUUGAAGAAUUUAGCAACCUUAGUGUGCCUCUUACAGCUGUACUACAGGUAUAAGUACACCCUUUCUCCUUUUCAUGAAUUUCCUUCCUUCCUGGUUAUGGCUUUCGUUGUGCAGU